This is a messenger RNA of Dothidotthia symphoricarpi CBS 119687, 2952 nucleotides long. Its product is annotated as ATP-dependent protease La. The coding region runs from base 1 to 2952 and encodes 983 amino acids. Gene Ontology annotation, cellular component: peroxisomal matrix. The record is from RefSeq and is a predicted model, not a curated record. The transcript has 5 exons. Gene Ontology annotation, biological process: protein targeting to peroxisome; protein quality control for misfolded or incompletely synthesized proteins; protein processing. NCBI's taxonomy places the organism in Eukaryota, Fungi, Ascomycota, Dothideomycetes, Pleosporales, Dothidotthiaceae. Gene Ontology annotation, molecular function: ATP-dependent peptidase activity; ATP hydrolysis activity; ATP binding.
AUGGGCAAAGGCCCCAGCAAAACCAGCACGAAAGUGCUCCCACUGAUCCCGCUCCCGCCGCCCCUCGCCGUCCUCCCCGGCACAACGCUCAAGAUCCCCAUCAACAACCGGUCCGACAUUGCCGCCAUCCUCGCGAAGAUAUACAGCAUCAGCCCGACGGCGCGGCCAGAUGCGUCCAUCACGGUGGCGUGUGUGCCGCUGUGCUCGAGGCUGCUGAUUGAGGAUGGGCGCCAGGAUCCACGGACUGCGGAGGGCAGGGCGUACGAGAGCGACCCGAUGCUGGCGACCAAGGACGACGUGUUUGGGUAUGCCUGUGUGGCCAAGGUCAGCGGCGUGCAGGGCCAGCGGCGGGGCGAGCUGAGUCUGGUGGUCGAGGGGCUGGAGCGGGUGCAGGUUGUGGAUGUGGUGCAGGAGCGGCCGUACUUUGAGGGCGAGUUGGCGGCCGUGGACGAGCUGAUCGACAUGGCCAACCCCGAGCUCGAGCAGCAGUUCAGCCGGCUCAAGCAGCUGUCGCGCGAACUGCUCGCCCUCGUGCGUCUCUCGGCCAUCCUGCCGCGCGCUCCGACCGUCACACUCUCGCCCAUUGUCGCCCGCCGGCUGGAGCUGUACAUCACGCGCAAGGACCUGACCGAGGCCGGCGCCCUGGCCGACUUCAUGGCGAAUGUCGUCGACUGCUCGCACGAGGAGAAGCUGCGCGUGCUGGCCGCCGUCGACCCCAAGGAGCGCGUCGACCGCGUUAUUGAGAUACUUGAGAGGCAAAUCACAAACAUGCAGGGCAGCACCCGCAUCACAGUCACCACCACGCAGGUCCCCGCCGGCAGCGUCGACCUGGAACAGCUGCGGCGCAUGCAGCGGGCCAAGAUGGGGGGCGGUCUGCCGGGCGGCUUUCCCGCGGGCUUCCCUGGCGGCGGACAGCAGGGCGGCGAGGAGGAGGCCAGCGAGAUUGACGAGCUGAAGAAGCGGCUGCAGGACGCGCAGCUGUCGCCUGAGGCUGAUAAGGUGGCUCAGAGGGAGUUGACGCGGCUACAGAAGAUGAACCCGGCGCAGGCCGAGUACCAAGUCUGCCGCAACUACCUCGAGAACCUCGCCGAGAUCCCGUGGACCAAGCUGACCGUCGACCAGCUCGACGCGGGCACCCUCGUCAAGGCGCGCAAGCAGCUCGACGACGACCACUACGGGCUCGACAAGAUCAAGAAGCGCCUGCUCGAGUACCUGGCCGUGCUGAAGCUGAAGGAGCACGCCAACCGCACCAUCGACGACCAGAUCCGCGCCCUGACCGAAAACCCCGCCGAGGCGAGAGAGAUUGACGCCAAGAACGAGGAGGCGCUGGAGAAGCCGGCGCGGGAGCAGUCGGACGAGGAGCGGCGGCUGCUGAAGCAGAAGCGCAUGGUGGACAAGUCGCCCAUCCUGCUGCUUGUUGGGCCGCCGGGGACGGGAAAGACGUCGCUGGCCAAGUCGGUCGCCACGGCGCUGGGCCGCAAGUUCCACCGCAUCUCGCUGGGUGGAGUGCGCGACGAGGCUGAGAUCCGUGGACAUCGCCGGACCUAUGUCGCUGCCAUGCCUGGGCUCGUCGUCGGCGCCCUGAAGAAGGUUGGUGUCGCCAACCCCGUCAUCCUGCUCGAUGAAAUCGACAAGAUCGGCACCUCCAACCACAACGGCGACCCGAGCGCGGCCAUGCUCGAAGUCCUCGACCCCGAGCAGAACCACACCUUCACAGACCACUACGUCAGCAUCCCCAUCGACCUGUCCAAGGUCCUCUUCAUCGCCACGGCCAACUCGCUCGACACCAUCCCCGCGCCCCUCCUCGACCGCAUGGAGACGAUCCAGCUCUCGGGCUACACGACGCUCGAGAAGCGCCACAUCGCCUCCCGCCACCUCAUCCCCAAGCAAAUCACCUCCAACGGCCUGCAACACGACAACCUCGACAUCCCCACCGACGUGCUCGACAAAAUCAUCACAUCUUACACACGCGAGUCGGGCGUGCGCAACCUCGAGCGCGAAAUCGGCUCCGUCUGCCGCUCCAAAGCCGUCGAAUUCGCCACGGCAACAGACACAAACACCCUCGCGACAUACACCCCCACCGUCACAAUGGAAGACCUCGACGCAACGCUAGGCAUCGAGCGCUUCGCAGACGAACUCACAGAACAACAUAACCGCCCCGGCGUCAUCACGGGUCUCGUCGCUUACUCCUCCGGCGGCCAGGGCUCCAUCCUCUUCAUUGAAAUCGCGGAUAUGCCGGGUAAGGGACCCGUACAACUCACCGGCCAGCUGGGCGCUGUGCUGAAAGAAAGCGUCGAAGUGGCGCUUAGCUGGGUUAAAGCACAUGCUUUUGAACUCGGCCUCGCUGCUACUCAAGACGAGGAUAUUAUGAAGAACCGCAGUAUUCAUGUUCAUUGCCCUAGUGGUGCGAUUCCGAAGGACGGUCCGAGCGCGGGUCUUGCGCAUACUAUCGCGCUGAUCAGUCUGUUUAGCGGUAAGCCCGUGCCGCCUACGCUUGCGAUGACGGGCGAGAUCAGCCUCAGGGGUCGCGUGCUGCCUGUGGGCGGCAUCAAAGAGAAACUUAUCGGCGCGUUGAGGGCGGGGGUCGAGAGGGUGCUGCUUCCGGAGGGGAAUCGAAAGGAUGGACGGGAUUUACCCGAGGAGGUUAAGAGGGGCGUUAAGAUAGAUUGGGGGAAGGGAGAGGGAGAGGGGGAGGGCGUGUGUUUAGUGGUUCUUGCAUUGCGCUUUGGUUUUGAUUGGGCGUUGGACUGGGGUUGGACUGGGUUGGGUGGUGUUUUGGGUCAUGUGUUUGUACUCGACCCAGGAGCGCCGAGUACAGUACGCCGAGUAGUAGGUAGCGAUGUAUGGUCGAUGGGUGGGAAUCUUGCGAGUUACAUUACUCCCCAGAAAUAUGUUUGGUGGAUAGAAGAUGCGCAGAUUAUCGAUCCUAGCUGGUUCGUCACACAGCUAUGA